ACUAAAAAGGCCAUGAAUGUGAUCCUCAGUGACCUGCGAGCCAGCGACUACUUCAACAUCAUCUCCUUUUCUGAUACUGUUAGUGUCUGGGAAGCUGGAGGCUCAAUCCAGGCCACCGUCCAGAAUGUCCACAGUGCCAAGGACUACCUGGGGCGCAUGGAAGCUGAUGGCUGGACCAACAUCAAUGCAGCUCUGCUGGCAGCUGCUUCGGUGCUGAACCAUAGCAACCAGGAGCCUGGGAGGAGCCCCAGUGUGGGGAGGAUCCCUCUUAUCAUCUUCCUGACAGAUGGGGAGCCCACAGCCGGCGUGACGACCCCCAGUGUGAUCCUCUCCAAUGUCCGUCAGGCACUAGGCCACAGGGUGUCCCUUUUCAGCUUGGCCUUUGGGGAUGAUGCUGACUUCCCACUGCUACGUCGCCUGUCUCUGGAGAACCGGGGAGAUGCCCGGCGUAUAUACGAGCACACCGACGCGGCCCUCCAGCUGGAGGGCCUCUAUGAGGACAUCUCCAUGCCUCUGCUGGCAGAUGUGCAUCUGGACUACUUGGGAGGCUUGGUUGGAGCCUCCCCUCAGACCCUUUUUCCUAACUACUUUGGUGGCUCAGAGCUGGUGGUGGCAGGCCAGGUGCAGCCAGGUGAACAGGAGCUGGGCAUCCAUUUGGCAGCCCGUGGCCCCAAAGGUCAGCUUCUCAUGGCCCACCACAGUGAAAAGGCUACCAACAGCAGCCAGAAGGCCUUUGGUUGCCCGGGGGAGCCAGUUCCCGUUGUGGCCCGCUUCAUCCGCCGCCUCUGGGCCUAUGUCACCAUCGGGCAGCUGCUGGAUGCACGCUUCCAAGCCCGCGACACCACCACUCGGCGCCUGCUGGCUGCCACCGUCCUCAACCUGUCCCUUGAGUACAACUUUGUCACACCUCUGACUUCACUAGUCAUGGUGCAGCCCAAGGAGGCCAAUGAGGAGGCCAGGAGGCAGACCCCCACCACAGCCGAGCUAGAUGCCAUCAUGCCUUCACCCAGCAGCAGUCAUGGACUAGGGGCGGGCACAGCCCAGCCUGUCUUGGUGCCCAAGGUCUCCCCCAAAUCAAUGCCUGUGAAACCAAAGCUCUACUUAUCCUCAACUGCUACUGUCUCUGCCAAGAUGCCCAGUUCCAAGGAGUUGGAGCCAUUGGGACAGAACCCGAGUACCCCAUCAAGCCCAGAACACCCGAAGCCCCAAACUCCAGCCCAACAGGAUUCUGAUACCUUGACCCAACCAACUCUCAGGACGAAGCCUGCUGUCUUUGUGCCCUCAAACUCUGGUGCUCUGUUGCCUCUGAAGCCCAGCGCUUCGGCACACCAGAAGCCUGAUAUCGUACUGCCCACAAAUUCCAAGACGCAGGUCCCACCUCUGAAUCUCGGCAUCCCAGCCCCCUCCAAAUCUAGCAUGGUAAAACAUGUUACUCCACUGCAUUCUAAACCUGGUGCUUCACCACACCCCCAACCUGAGGUAUUCACACCACAGUCACCCAAAGGCCUGCCACAGCCCAGACCUAGAGUCUCCACACUUCAGAUUCGCCAAAACCCACCACGCACCAGACCUAGGGCUCCUGCUCCCAAGACCCCAAACAACCAGGCACACCCCACACCUGGGAUCCUUUUACCCAAGAUCCCUAAAAUCUUAUCACCCCUUAAAUCUAGUGCCCCACUACAGCAAACUUCCACAAGUCUAUCACUUUCUAAGACGGGGAUCUCAAUGCCCCAUACACACGAAAUUCCGCAGUCUCCUAGACCUGCCAGACCCGGGCCCCCACCUCCUCAGAGCCUAAGUAUAUCCCCGUACCCAAGUUCCACAGGUUCUAGCAGUGCCACGACCACCUCUGUCCUUGGAGAACCUCUCCCCACCACUCCUUUUACCCCCACCCUGCCUCCUGGAAGGCCCUGGAAUCAGCAUGACCAGCUGCUGGGGCCUCAGAGCACCAGGCAAAUUCUGGGGUCAUCUGGGCCAGAAGUCCCAACAAUGAGUUUACCCAACAGCUCCAGGCCUACGCCAGAAGGCAGCCCUCCAAACCUGCCAAUCUUGCUGCCUUCCAGCAACCUCCCUGAGGCCAUCAGUCUCCUCCUUCUCCCUGGGGAGCUAAAACUGCUGUCUGAGUCAAAGGUGGAGUCCGAGUUUGUGGAGUCCUUGAACUCACCAGCCUUCUAUACCUUCCUCACUCCAGACAAAGAUGGAAGUCCACAUUGGGAUGGUGAUUCUGAGCAGAUCCUGGGGAGACCUGGAGGAAACAUGGACUCUCAGGGAAGUUCUGUGGGACUAGCAGAAGGCACAUUGCCAAGCAUCUUCACCUUCUCUUCCUCAGUGGAUGGGGACCCUCACUUUAUGAUCCACAUCCCACACUCAGAAGACAGAAUCUGCUUCACACUGGACGGGCGUCCAGGGGACCUACUGCAGCUCAUAGAGGAUUCAAAGGCAGGGCUGCAUGUGAGUGGGAAACUGCUUGGAGCACCACCAAGGCCAAACCACGAGGAUCAGAUCCGUACCUACUUCCAGAUCAUCACAGUCACUACAGACAAACCUUGGGCGUACACUAUCACCAUCAGCCGCAGUUCCAUAUCUGUGCAGGGAGAGAGUACCUUGCGCCUGUCAUGGGACCAACCUGCCCUGCUGAAGAGGCCCCGACUGCAGCUCCGUGUGGCUGCUGCAACUCGCCUCACCCUCCACCUUGGGCCCCACCUUGAGUUCCUCAUCCUCCGGCACCGCUACAGACACCCCAGCACCCUGCAACUGCCCCACCUGGGGUUCUAUGUGGCCAAUGGCUCAGGCCUCAGCCCCCUGGCCCAUGGCCUGAUGGGGCAAUUCCAGCAUGCAGACCUCCGACUGGUGACAGGGCCUAUGGGGCCAUGCCUGCAGAGGCACCAUGGCCCAGAUGUGCCUGUGGUUCUACGCAAGAGGCUGAUGAAGGACUCACCAAGGCUGCUACCCCGCUGGGCUCCCUGCUGGCUGGUGAAGCGCUCUCAUGUAGAGCAGCUGCUUGGCCACCCCUACCUCACCUAUGUCCUGUGA
This is a messenger RNA of Carlito syrichta (Philippine tarsier), 3033 nucleotides long. RefSeq names its product inter-alpha-trypsin inhibitor heavy chain family member 6 (gene ITIH6). The annotation marks the transcript as partial. The transcript has 7 exons. Gene Ontology annotation, molecular function: serine-type endopeptidase inhibitor activity. NCBI's taxonomy places the organism in Eukaryota, Metazoa, Chordata, Mammalia, Primates, Tarsiidae. The record is from RefSeq and is a predicted model, not a curated record. Gene Ontology annotation, biological process: hyaluronan metabolic process.